AACUGCCAAACAUUUGGGUCUUUAUUUAAAUGUUAGGUUACAAAAAUAUCUUGUUUUGUUAAAGGAUGUAGGCCUAUAUCCCACUGUCUCUCACACACACACCCAUCCACACACACAGGGCUAAAGUGGUACCCUUCAGACACAUUAGACAGAAGGAGGGUGGGGCGCCAGUAAAGAUUUCUUAAUGGGCUCUGCCUUCCUCUCGUCCAUCUGCACUGAUGAUAAACACAGCUACUCCACAUUGGCCUGAUGCGCAUCAAUGCCUUCCUCAUUUUAUUUUUCUUUGCCUACCAACAAAACAUUAAUUUUUACACUUUUCUACAGGAGCUGGAGAUCCACAGAGUGAGGACUUUGAAGUUUAUGAUCAACACUGUUUAACAGUAAGGAAGAUGGAACUUAUGGGAACAAAUAAAUAGAUUAAUUGAACUGUUUCUUUUCAUAACUGGACUUCUGGGACAGUGGAGUGAGUUAUUUGGAUGUCUGGUCAGUGUCAGAGUGCAUGGGGAGCGCACUGUUGGACUACUUGUAGGUGAAUUACACUAUCCAGCCAGUCGCAGCCUACACAGUAACCUCAGAAACAGUUACGGACCUGGAGAAGGAUGCCUUCCCUGCACCAUGGAGCAAUCUUCAUCGGAGCCUUCCUCAUUGUGACUGGGGGCACCACAGCCUUCCUGGUCGACUCCCAGAGCCGCUUGCAACCUUUCUCUCUCUGCUGUGUGGUGCUGGGGGUGGUCAUGCUCAUCCUGGGGCUGUUCUGGGCAAUGAACAGCAAAAGUGCAGGAAACUACAACCACCAGGAGUUCGACCCAGAGUGCCCACAUUAUCCAUAUAAUGACUACCCCAAUUUUGGCAACCAUACCCUCUUCUCACCGACAGGGAGUCGCUUCCCAGAAUCCCAGUCAGUGUUUCUGCCCAGGACGAUGGAACACAACAGGCAAGGUGCUCGUGGUGAGGAAUUUGACUACCCUCCCAUGGAUUCUGGUGGUUUUAGUCCAUCGCCUCAUCCUCCUCCUUGGCUGGAACCUCCACCUCCCUAUGAGGUUGCCAUCAAAACCACGUGCAGCUCUACACACCUGCGGCGUGCGUACUCGGACACACACCUGGCAACAGAGCCCCUGUUUGGACAGUCAAGAGAGAUCAGCUUUGAGCUGUGAUGCUGCACGAAGGGGAUGACACACCUCCCUGUAAAUCAGACUGAAAGAUAAAUAAGCAUGAGAUGGGGGGCUUCUGCCCAGACUCAGCAAUAGCUGUCUUUUGACAAGAACACACUUCAUCACACGCUUGAUGCAUGCUUCUUUCUGAUGUUGACCUCUGCUAGUCCUAGCAUGUUUUCCCAAAAAUUUCUGUGAUUACAAUGCAGGUAUAAACACAUAUCUAAAUAUAUGGUGAAAUUACAGCUAGAUGAUGCCCCAAUUCAGCCUUAUCAGACCAAAAUAAAGCACCAAGACACUUUGUGUCUUGUAAAGAUUGGGGCUGGUAUGAGCCAACAUUAUCUGUAUCUUGAGUGUUGUCUUGAAGUGAUUCCAUAAUAUUCUUCCCAUCACCCACAAGUACUUUUUUGGAUUGAGAUCCGGCUGUUAUUCUAGAUGGGAGGUUAAAGGAAUAGUUCAGUAUUUUGGGAAAUUCACUUACUUGCUUUCCUAAUGAGAGCUAGAUGAGGAGAUUCAUACCACUCAUGUCUGUUUGAGAAAUACGGAGCUAC
This is a messenger RNA of Scatophagus argus, 1702 nucleotides long. RefSeq lists its product as uncharacterized. The transcript is spliced from 2 exons. The record is from RefSeq and is a predicted model, not a curated record. NCBI's taxonomy places the organism in Eukaryota, Metazoa, Chordata, Actinopteri, Scatophagidae. The coding region runs from base 600 to 1154 and encodes 184 amino acids.